Trichogramma pretiosum is the source of this 708-nucleotide messenger RNA. RefSeq names its product chymotrypsin-2-like. The record is from RefSeq and is a predicted model, not a curated record. Bases 1 to 708 code for a protein of 235 amino acids. Gene Ontology annotation, molecular function: serine-type endopeptidase activity. Lineage: Eukaryota; Metazoa; Arthropoda; Insecta; Hymenoptera; Trichogrammatidae. Gene Ontology annotation, biological process: proteolysis. The transcript has 5 exons.
AUGGCGUACUUGAAGAAGUUCACCACCGAGAAUAUUUAUGGGCUCAGAUGCGGCGCGUCGAUAAUCAACGAGCGAUUCGUCCUCACGGCCGCGCACUGCAUCAAAGACGUCGAGCCCGAAUCGCUCGAGGUCGUCGUGGGUACCAAUCAGUUGGGCGACAACGACAACGCCAAAGUUUACGGCGUGGCCAAGCUCAUAGGUCAUCCGCAGUACAGGAAGAAAAUCGGAUCGGAUUCUUCGUCGAUGAAAAAUGAUAUCGGCCUGAUACUGCUGAAAGAGAAAAUAACAUUCGACGACAGAACCCGACCCGUCCGACUCGCUCCCGGCCACUUGCAAAUGACAACCGGAAUGAACGCGACGGUCACCGGCUGGGGCUGGGACGUUCACAACAUCUUUGACACAGGCGUGCAAAAGAAUCUGAAAAUGCUGACCAUGAAAAUCGCCGACAAGGAAAAGUGCAAGAAGGCUUGGUACGACCAGUCGAAGAAGUACGUGGACGCCGGGCUGAUUUGCGUCACGACGGAUUUUCACGGCUUGGAGGGUCACUGCUACGGCGAUUCGGGCGGUCCCCUCGUGACGGACGACGGCCAACAGAUCGGCAUCGUCAGCAUGGGCUACGAGUGCGGAUUGGCCGACACGAUUCCCGACGUGUACACGAGCGUGCCGUACUACGCCGAUUGGAUUCGCGACGUCGUUGCGGCCAAUUGA